Messenger RNA from Symphalangus syndactylus (siamang), 8005 nucleotides. RefSeq names its product slit guidance ligand 1 (gene SLIT1). The record is from RefSeq and is a predicted model, not a curated record. Gene Ontology annotation, molecular function: calcium ion binding; heparin binding; Roundabout binding. Gene Ontology annotation, biological process: axon guidance; negative chemotaxis. Lineage: Eukaryota; Metazoa; Chordata; Mammalia; Primates; Hylobatidae.
CGCGCGGGGCCCGCCCAUUUUCCUCCUCGCAGCAGUCAGUUGGGAGCUGGAGGGAGGGAGAGGGAGACGCAGGCGGCGAAACGGCAGAGGAGCCGAGCGCCCUCCGCCCAAGGCGCCCUCCCUCGGUCCGCGCACAGGCGCCGUCGCUUGGAGGAGCAAGGUGCCUCCCAGCCCGCAGGGGCGCCGCGCGCAAGCCUGCGGGCUCUUCGGUGGCUCUGCCCCGGGACUGCACCUGGAGGCGGCCCCAGACGGGGAUGGUCAGCGGCUGCUGCCGUCUGGCUCGCGAGCGGGACGCGGUGAGGGCACCAUGGCGCUGACGCCCGGGUGGGGGUCCUCGGCGGGGCCGGUCCGGCCGGAGCUCUGGCUACUGCUGUGGGCAGCCGCGUGGCGCCUGGGUGCCUCGGCGUGCCCCGCCCUCUGCACCUGCACCGGAACCACGGUGGACUGCCACGGCACGGGGCUGCAGGCCAUUCCCAAGAACAUACCGCGGAACACCGAGCGCCUGGAACUCAAUGGCAACAACAUCACUCGGAUCCAUAAGAAUGACUUUGCGGGGCUCAAGCAGCUGCGGGUGCUGCAGCUGAUGGAGAACCAGAUUGGAGCAGUGGAACGUGGGGCUUUUGAUGACAUGAAGGAGCUGGAGCGGCUGCGACUGAACCGAAACCAGCUGCACAUGUUACCGGAACUGCUGUUCCAGAACAACCAGGCUUUGUCAAGACUGGACUUGAGUGAGAACGCCAUCCAGGCCAUCCCCAGGAAAGCUUUUCGAGGAGCUACGGACCUUAAAAAUUUACAGCUGGACAAGAACCAGAUCAGCUGCAUUGAGGAAGGGGCCUUCCGUGCUCUGCGGGGGCUGGAGGUUCUGACCCUGAACAACAACAAUAUCACUACCAUCCCCGUGUCCAGCUUCAACCAUAUGCCCAAGCUACGGACCUUCCGCCUGCACUCCAACCACCUGUUUUGUGACUGCCACCUGGCCUGGCUCUCGCAGUGGCUGAGGCAGCGGCCAACCAUCGGGCUCUUCACCCAGUGCUCAGGCCCAGCCAGCCUGCGUGGCCUCAAUGUGGCAGAGAUCCAGAAGAGUGAGUUCAGCUGCUCAGGCCAGGGGGAAGCGGGGCGCGUGCCCACCUGCACCCUGUCCUCCGGCUCCUGCCCGGCCAUGUGCACCUGCAGCAAUGGCAUCGUGGACUGUCGUGGAAAAGGCCUCACUGCCAUCCCGGCCAACCUGCCUGAGACCAUGACGGAGAUACGCCUGGAGCUCAACGGCAUCAAGUCCAUCCCUCCUGGAGCCUUCUCACCCUACAGAAAGCUACGGAGGAUAGACCUGAGCAACAAUCAGAUCGCUGAGAUUGCACCCGACGCCUUCCAGGGCCUCCGCUCCCUGAACUCGCUGGUCCUCUAUGGAAACAAGAUCACAGACCUCCCCCGCGGUGUGUUUGGAGGGCUAUACACCCUACAGCUCCUGCUCCUGAAUGCCAACAAGAUCAACUGCAUCCGGCCCGAUGCCUUCCAGGACCUGCAGAACCUCUCACUGCUCUCCCUGUAUGACAACAAGAUCCAGAGCCUUGCCAAGGGCACUUUCACCUCCCUGCGGGCCAUCCAGACUCUGCACCUGGCCCAGAACCCUUUCAUCUGCGACUGUAACCUCAAGUGGCUGGCAGACUUCCUGCGCACCAAUCCCAUCGAGACGAGUGGGGCCCGCUGUGCCAGUCCCCGGCGCCUCGCCAACAAGCGCAUCGGGCAGAUCAAGAGCAAGAAGUUCCGGUGCUCAGCCAAAGAGCAGUACUUCAUUCCAGGCACGGAGGAUUACCAGCUGAACAGCGAGUGCAACAGCGACGUGGUCUGUCCCCACAAGUGCCGCUGUGAGGCCAGCGUGGUGGAGUGCUCCAGCCUGAAGCUCACCAAGAUCCCUGAGCGCAUCCCCCAGUCCACGGCCGAACUGCGAUUGAAUAACAAUGAGAUUUCCAUCCUGGAGGCCACUGGGAUGUUUAAAAAACUUACACAUCUGAAGAAAAUCAAUCUGAGCAACAACAAGGUGUCAGAAAUUGAAGAUGGGGCCUUCGAGGGCGCAGCCUCUGUGAGCGAGCUGCACCUGACUGCCAACCAGCUGGAGUCCAUCCGGAGCGGCAUGUUCCGGGGUCUGGAUGGCUUGAGGACCCUAAUGCUGCGGAACAACCGCAUCAGCUGCAUCCACAACGACAGCUUCACGGGCCUGCGCAACGUCCGGCUCCUCUCGCUCUACGACAACCAGAUCACCACCGUAUCUCCAGGGGCCUUCGACACCCUCCAGUCCCUCUCCACGCUGAAUCUCCUGGCCAACCCUUUCAACUGCAACUGCCAGCUGGCCUGGCUAGGAGGCUGGCUACGGAAGCGCAAGAUCGUGACGGGGAACCCACGGUGCCAGAACCCUGACUUUUUGCGGCAGAUUCCCCUGCAGGACGUGGCCUUCCCUGACUUCAGGUGUGAGGAAGGCCAGGAGGAGGGGGGCUGCCUGCCCCGCCCACAGUGCCCACAGGAGUGCGCCUGCCUGGACACCGUGGUCCGAUGCAGCAACAAGCACCUGCGGGCCCUGCCCAAGGGCAUUCCCAAGAAUGUCACAGAACUCUAUUUGGACGGGAACCAGUUCACUCUGGUUCCGGGACAGCUGUCUACCUUCAAGUACCUGCAGCUUGUGGACCUGAGCAACAACAAGAUCAGUUCCUUAAGCAAUUCUUCCUUCACCAACAUGAGCCAGCUGACCACUCUGAUCCUCAGCUACAAUGCCCUGCAGUGCAUCCCGCCUCUGGCCUUCCAGGGACUCUGCUCCCUGCGCCUGCUGUCUCUCCACGGCAAUGACAUCUCCACCCUCCAAGAGGGCAUCUUUGCAGAUGUGACCUCCCUGUCUCACCUGGCCAUUGGUGCCAACCCCCUAUACUGUGACUGCCACCUCCGCUGGCUGUCCAGCUGGGUGAAGACUGGCUACAAGGAACCGGGCAUUGCUCGCUGUGCUGGGCCCCCGGACAUGGAGGGCAAGCUGCUCCUCACCACGCCUGCCAAGAAGUUUGAAUGCCAAGGUUCCCCAACGCUGGCUGUCCAGGCCAAGUGUGAUCCCUGCUUGUCCAGUCCGUGCCAGAACCAGGGCACCUGCCACAAUGACCCCGUUGAGGUGUACAAGUGCGCCUGCCCCAGCGGCUAUAAGGGCCAAGACUGUGAGGUGUCCCUGGACAGCUGUUCCAGUGGCCCCUGUGAAAACGGGGGCACCUGCCAUGCACAGGAGGGCGAGGAUGCCGCGUUUACGUGCUCCUGUCCCAUCGGCUUUGAAGGACCAACAUGUGGGGUGAACACGGAUGACUGUGUGGAUCACGCCUGUGCCAAUGGGGGCGUCUGUGUGGACGGUGUGGGCAACUACACCUGCCAGUGCCCCCUGCAGUAUGAGGGAAAGGCCUGUGAGCAGCUGGUGGACUUGUGCUCUCCGGAUCUGAACCCAUGUCAACACGAGGCCCAGUGUGUGGGCACCCCGGAUGGGCCCAGGUGUGAGUGCAUGCCAGGUUACGCAGGUGACAACUGCAGCGAGAACCAGGAUGACUGCAGGGACCACCGCUGCCAGAAUGGGGCCCAGUGUAUGGAUGAAGUCAACAGCUACUCCUGCCUCUGUGCUGAGGGCUACAGUGGACAGCUCUGUGAGAUCCCUCCCCAUCUGCCUGCCCCCAAGAGCCCCUGUGAGGGGACUGAGUGCCAGAAUGGGGCCAACUGUGUGGACCAGGGCAACAGGCCUGUGUGCCAGUGCCUCCCAGGCUUCGGUGGCCCUGAGUGUGAGAAGUUGCUCAGUGUCAACUUUGUGGAUCGGGACACUUACCUGCAGUUCACUGACCUGCAAAACUGGCCACGGGCCAACAUCACAUUGCAGGUCUCCACGGCAGAGGACAAUGGGAUCCUUCUGUACAACGGGGACAACGACCACAUUGCAGUUGAGCUGUACCAGGGCCAUGUGCGUGUCAGCUACGACCCAGGCAGCUACCCCAGCUCUGCCAUCUACAGUGCUGAGACGAUCAACGACGGGCAAUUCCACACUGUUGAGCUGGUUGCCUUUGACCAGAUGGUGAAUCUCUCCAUUGAUGGCGGGAGUCCCAUGACCAUGGACAACUUUGGCAAACAUUACACACUCAACAGCGAGGCGCCACUCUAUGUGGGAGGGAUGCCCGUGGAUGUCAACUCAGCUGCCUUCCGCCUGUGGCAGAUCCUCAACGGCACCGGCUUCCAUGGUUGCAUCCGAAACCUGUACAUCAACAACGAGCUGCAGGACUUCACCAAGACGCAGAUGAAGCCGGGCGUGGUGCCAGGCUGCGAACCCUGCCGCAAGCUCUACUGCCUGCAUGGCAUCUGCCAGCCCAAUGCCACCCCAGGGCCCAUGUGCCACUGCGAGGCCGGCUGGGUGGGCCUGCACUGUGACCAGCCCGCUGACGGCCCCUGCCAUGGCCACAAGUGUGUCCAUGGGCAAUGUGUGCCCCUCGACGCUCUUUCCUACAGCUGCCAGUGCCAAGAUGGGUACUCGGGGGCGCUGUGCAACCAGGCCGGGGCCCUGGCAGAGCCCUGCAGAGGCCUGCAGUGCCUGCAUGGCCACUGCCAGGCCUCAGGCACCAAGGGGGCACACUGUGUGUGUGACCCAGGCUUUUCGGGCGAGCUGUGUGAGCAAGAGUCCGAGUGCCGGGGGGACCCUGUCCGGGACUUUCACCAGGUCCAGAGGGGCUAUGCCAUCUGCCAGACCACGCGCCCCCUGUCAUGGGUGGAGUGCCGGGGCUCGUGCCCAGGCCAGGGCUGCUGCCAGGGCCUUCGGCUGAAGCGGAGGAAGUUCACCUUUGAGUGCAGCGAUGGGACCUCUUUUGCCGAGGAGGUGGAAAAGCCCACCAAGUGUGGCUGUGCCCUCUGCGCAUAGUGCUGGGCGUGGACAGGCGGGUGAGGGCGGGCAAGGGGCCCCAGCCGCUGCAGCAGCGGAGACAGUCGCCAGCAGCUGGGCUGGGGUGCAGGUCAUCACAGGACGGCUCCUGGGCAGCUGGGCCCUCCUGGGUGGGGUGGUGCCAGAGCAGCCUUUUAAAAGCAAAUUGCGCCAUAGCUGGGGGCAGUGGGGGUGGGCGAGGCCUGAGCUGCGGGCUGCCCUCUCCGGAGUGCCUUGCACAAACAGGCGCUUAAUAAAUAUUUGUUGAAUGAAUGUGUGCGUGAGGUCAGGCCAAGAAGUGCAGAACGAUGACACCCCUCCUUACCUGCUACCUGAGUCUGGAGAAGAAAAAUGACAGCCUUCCAAACCAACUCUUCCCUUUGGCCUGUGGCCCAGGCUGGCUUGGAGCUGGGUCUGUGGCCCUGGAAGCCUCUUACCCCUCUGCGGGCAACCAUGAAGUACUCUCAGCCUCCCCAGGAAGCCAGCCUGGUUCAUUCUGCUGCUACAGAAUCUGCUGGUGGUAGGCCAGGCUCUGGAGUGGGGGUGUCGCCUCCUGCUGGCCAGGGAGGGUCGGACCCUUCCCCGCUGGGCUGACUGGCAGCUCUGCAGCCACUGCUUGGGAACGAGGCUGUGGGUGGAGGUGGUUCUUAGGACCAGGGCUCUGAAUCCUAAAGUUCUAGGAUGACUACUGUAGCUGCAAGGAGGGCUUAUGUGGAGGAAACAGCCACAGGGGCUGCUCAGGGUGGCAGACCCCACUAAAGAGGGCAGAGGGUUCUUUGCUCUAGGUAAACAAACAUCAUCUGUCUCCAGACACUGGCCAGAGAAGGAGCAUUGGUCCUGGGCUUCCCCAGCCACCAGUCAGCCACAAGCUGUCAGUGACCUAUUGGCAGAGUGACUGGGUGUGAGGGUCUGGGCCAGGGUGCUUGACCAGGGAGCAGCUGGUUCAGAGUCCUUCACACCGCAGGCCAGUAGGGAGCAGUGGAAGGGACAGUGCUCUAGGCAUUGGGAAGUCCCCGCUGGCUCUAUCAAUCACUCGGGGCAAACUUCUCCCCGCCUGGGCCUCUGGUUCCUCAGCUGUAAAAUGGCUGGAGGUGGGGGGCGGGAUGACUAAGGGAACAGUGUAGACUCCCCCACUGUGGUCUUGGGAGGCCAGAGGAGUUAGUUAGUUAGAAGACCUAUCUUCAUUGAUCACAUAAAUAAGUAAGUAUUUAUGUGCCUAACCCGGGGCUGGGGACUGUGGACAUUCUGGCCUAAUGGACAGAUGUGAAUUCAUCCCAGAGCAUCGCAGGAACGACCAGGAUGCCGGGAAGAGUUGAGCUGAGUGGGGGCUCCAGCCACAGACAGCGGCCCAGGCCAGAGGGUUGCUGGCAACAAAGGAGCCAGUGGUGGAAGAGGCGCUGAAUAUAUGAUUGCCUGACUGCGUUGUCUUCUCUUCCAUACACAGUGAAAAUGUAGAAAGAUGAUGGUUUGUGAGGCCAAACUGUGAAUGGGCUAAAGGGAGGCAAAGUUGCACUCUCCUUCCCCAGAGGGCUCACCAAGAGGGCACACCCCUGGGAGGUUCUGGUGGGCAACGGGGGGGUGAGCAUGUCCCUGCCCUGGCUCCCUCCACCUGUGACCAGGAGGCAUGGCUGGGUGUAUGUUCAGGUGAGGCUCAGAGUGGCAUUGUGUCCGUGUCCCCUGCCCAUGUCCCCCACCCAGGGCAGUGAGGGGAGCCCUUGAUGUUGGUUAGAGGGCUAGAGCUGGGGUAGAGGAUGCCUGGCAUGUCCCAUGCCACAGGGACUCAAUCUAGCAACUAUUAGUCCUGGUGUCCCUGUGAUGGGAAGAGGGCAGUGCCCUGCCCAAUGUGGGAGGUGUCCUCAUGGCAGGAUCUGCCCCUCACCAGGGGGCUGGGAUCUACUUGCUUGGAGCUCUGAGCAAGGCCACAGUGCCCACCCCCACCCCCAAGUAGACCACAGCCUGGGCCUCAUGGGGCUUCUCCCAGGCCCACAUGGCAUCCCUCUCUUACUUUGAGUUUCCAGGCCACCGUGGGACCCUGCAGAGCAUCUGCACUGGGCUGGAUAGGGCAGAAAAGCUCAAGGGCAGCUAGCUUGCCUCUUCCCUGGAAGAAAUGUGCUCUGGGACUCACCAACCCUGAGAAAGAUAGCUUCCCUGGCCACCACCAUUCCCCACCACCCUGGAGAAGCCAAUUUCUAGGCUUGAAGGGCACUGGCUGGCAGGAGGCCUCUUCAUUCUGCAGGAGGUGGAAAGGGCACCUGUAGACAGGUGAUACUCACCCCUCACCCGGCGCCAUGGGGCUGGGAGGUAAGCAGCUGGCAUGUUUGUUCCCAGGGAGCACCAUGUGAGCAUAAGGCUCCCCUGACCGGCCCCACCACAUGGCCCAGCCUCCUAGCACAGCAGCGCUGACCUUGGUGCAGUCUGAGGAUUGGAAUCCACCAUGAGAUGAUGUGAGAGUUGUGUGCCCCAGGAUCAACUUUUUCUCCAACUUGGCCAUCAACCAGCGAGUUGCUAAGGACCUGAGUCAGCACUUAUGUUGCCUGUUCACACUCCGCUUGAAAGUCCGGAAGGCGGCUACUGCAAAAUCACCCCUCUGAGAAGUCCUCUCUCCACAUCUUGUCCCCCUUUGUGAAGACCCCUAGUUCGCUCUGCAUUUUAGGCAUGAAGAGAUACAGCAGGGUGCGUCCCGAGGGAGCUGUGGCCUUGCAGCAUCACUGGCAACAGGGCCAGGGCUCUCGGUGAAGGUGUCAGGAAGUGGAAAAGGCUGGACUUUGUCUCCUCUUUGCCUGCUGGUAGCCUAACCGCAAAAGUAUCUCUUUAUACAGAAUACUUACAGAUUCUAAUAUAUAUUUGUAUUUCAUUUUGUUAUAGUAUUUUUAUAUGUUAAAGUCAACAUCCAGAGUCUUGUUUUGCCUUUCAGAUGCUAUGUGGUCGUGGCACGUUUUGUUGGGGGUUUCUGUAGUCUUGUUUGGAUCGACUCCUAGAGGCUGGUUUAGAACAGGCCCAUGAGGGAGCUGCACCUGCCCUGGAAGUAUUGUUUUAGACUAUGUCGAUAUUGUCUAUUGUCUUCCAUGUGAACAUGACAUUGAUUCACUCUGC